UUUAGUGUGCAGUAAGAACUGAGAAUAAUAGCUAUGUCCUUAAAGAGAUAAAAUUUCUAACUAGUCUAUAGUUAUCUAAUGUGAACAUUAUUUUUUAUAGAUAAAAUGGGUCGACAUUCCACCAAUGAAAAAAGGCAGAAAAGAAGGGAAAAAAGACGUAAUAAAAGACUGGAAAAGGCAAGGAAAGAAACUAGCAAACCAGAAAAGUUUGAAACUGUCUCUCCUAUGAACUUGGACAUCGUAGAUGACACCUUUGAUACCACAGAAAAGGAGAUUGAACAGGAAAUCAAAGAAAGGGGAAUCAGAAUUGACGAUACAUUUGUGGCAAAAAGAAACAGGACAGCUCAAGAACUGUUUGGAGCAGAGGACAGAGAAGUGGUUAAACUUAAAAAGAUCCUAGAGGAUGAGCAACACAAAAGAGACAAAUUGAGGCCUGGAUUUGAAGAUAAUGUGAAAUAUGGAGAUCAAGAAAACAACAGCCAGGAUUCAUGA
Molecule: messenger RNA, 492 nt
Organism: Magallana angulata
Lineage: Eukaryota; Metazoa; Mollusca; Bivalvia; Ostreida; Ostreidae
Exons: 3
Coding region: 106-492 (128 amino acids)
Source: RefSeq, a predicted model, not a curated record